Messenger RNA from Acinonyx jubatus (cheetah), 4108 nucleotides. It is a transcript of the gene FAM180A, whose product is annotated as family with sequence similarity 180 member A. Bases 282 to 803 code for a protein of 173 amino acids. NCBI's taxonomy places the organism in Eukaryota, Metazoa, Chordata, Mammalia, Carnivora, Felidae. The transcript has 3 exons. The record is from RefSeq and is a predicted model, not a curated record.
CUCCAGAUGUGCUCAAAAACAGAGUCUCUCUGUGGAAGCCCGGUCCCCCAAUCCCAGAGAGAGUCGAAUUAGCAGAGGUCCCAAUUCCUGUGUCCCCACCCCCCUAAGAGGCAGUCUCUGCCUCCACCCUUCUGGGGCAGGAAAGGACGCCUUUUGCACUUCUGUAAAGGGAAGGGGGGUAAGAACUCUACCUUCACACUGGGAGGACCAGCACGGGCAUACCUGUAGCUCCUGAGGUCCCAUUGGGUUCGAGGACAAGUGUCACCUUUUUGGAGCAAAAGAUGUGUUGGAACACGCUGCUGCUUCUGCUGUUGUGUUAUGAUGCUCAGGCGGCGGUGUCCCACAGGUGGAGCAGGGCCAUGCUCUUUCCUGCUGCGCAUCGGCCAAAGAGAUCCUCAUCCAUGCCCCUGAAUCCCGUCCUGCAGAGCUCCCUGGAGGACGUAGAACUGCUCUACGAGUUCCUGCUAGCUGAACUUGACAUCAGCCCCGACCUGAAGAUCUCCAUCAAGGACGAGGAGCUCUCCUCAUUGAGGAAAGCCUCCGACUUCCGCACCAUCUGCAAUGACGUGAUCCCCAAGCGCAUCCCGGACAUCCGCCGGCUGAGCGCCAGCCUCUCCAGCCACCCUGGCAUCCUCAAGAAAGAGGACUUUGAAAGGACAGCGCUGACCCUGGCCUACACGGCCUACCGCACCGCCCUGUCCCAAGGGCAUCAGAAGGACAUCUGGGCCCAAUCCCUCCUUAGCCUCUUCCAGGCCCUGAGGCAUGACUUGAUGCGGUCCUCGGGCCCCAGAGUGUCUCCCUGAGAGCCCGGCCCACGGCCACGGAGCAGGGACCAGCACACGCGGUAAUCCAAACACUCUUCAUUCUCUACUCCAUUUACAGAGCCCUGCAACAAAGCACAUGCCACCAACUCAGAGUAGCAGAGAUAAAAUAAGUAACCCCAUGUCCUCUGCCCCUCAUAGUUCCCUGACAAGCACAUCUAAUUCGUGUCACGGUGUGACCGGGGCUGCAAGAAAGGGCUAGCGUGGUCAUUCAAGAUGCCUCCAAAGGCCACCUGAUUUGCCUGGUGACGCGCUGCAUCACCGAGUGACCGCCAUAAACACCCGAGGGCGAAGACAGAGCUAGAGGAGACGGCACAGAGGUUUGGGCAUUGCGGGAAGAUGGGGGGACAGAGAUCAGGGCGUGAGGCCGAAUGAACAUCAUUCCAAAGGUUCCACAUAGUUAAGAUACUUAAAACGAAAAGCUGGAGCUAUAGCAAAUAAACACUUUGUUAGCCAAAGAUCCACGUGUCAACUUUUCCAAAAGUCACCAAGAAGCAUCAGCCAGAAAAUCAGUAAUGUUGUGGCCUCUCUGUCUUGUCUCUUCUUCUCCGAAAGCGGAUUUAAUACAGAGGAGAAACACGGCGGGGGCCCACAGAGAGGCUGCAAACUGUCUGACCUCGUCUUCUGAACAGAGAAAGCACGCUGAUGCAGAGAGGAUCACCCCAGGAAGAGCUCCAAAUACAAAUGAUUUUUUAGACAACAGAACUUACCCUUUCAAAUGCCACAACCUUCAUUUUAGCAAUGCUGACUUGCUGUCUUUGUUAACCGUAUGUACGUAACAUCUUGAGCUUCUAUUUAGGAUCUUUGAAACGUUCUGAUGAAGGAAUUGGAUAAAAUAACCUCUAAGAUCGCUCGACUUCCAAAAGUUCCACGAUCACUGAACCAGCCGUGAGAUAAUCACAGGGGGGACACCGGGACCUAAGGGGUCUGCUGGACUGUUUGCGCCAAGCCCAGAAGGCCCCGGGGCUUGGCUGAUUCUGUCGGGUGUGUGUCCUGCCUUCUGCACCGUGAGGCUGUAAGAGGGCGCUCCUCUUUCUUUCCAACACAACUUGCCCGUUGCAAUUUGUUCUAUUUUGGCUGCUCCCACCUAAGGGACAAAGCAGGGAGGCUUGUCAUAAUUCUGUGUUAAAUCGGAGCUAGUAGGCGAAGGUCUCUGCUAGAGGGAGGCACUAGGCUCUAAUAUGGAUUCCUCCCUGGCUCUCCUGACUUGAAAGCUGGGUUUUGGAGGCUAACGUUGCAAGAGGUCUAAUCUUUGAAUGAGUGACAUCUUAUCCGGCAAAAUUUGAUUCUGAAAUGGGUAUUUAACAACUGUCAUUGGAUGAUGGCCUAAAGUUGAUCUGGACUUCUUAAAAACUUUGAAUAAGUCAUUGCUUCGCAGCUGCAUGAUCCUUUUGGAGAAACAGUAGGAUGUAGGACGAAGGUAUUCAUCAUCAGAGAAAAAUACAACAUGGAAAAAUCCUGAUGUUCUCGGGCUCCGAAGAUUAACGACUGCUGGUUUCUCUGGUCCUCAUUCCCUGAUUACACCACCCUUUUACGGCCCUCAAAUGCAGUCUCUGAUAUACGCUUUUGGUUCCAUUUUUCCCUUCCUGAUAUUCCAUGUUCUCUUCGACCUGGUUUGUGUCUCUUCUGCCUUAUCUUUGGGCCCAAUUCUGAUUAUAUUUGUAUCCACUUCUCCCAGUCUCUUUUGGUGCACGUAUGCUCACUCUAGCUCUGUCUGCUUGCACUCUGACACUGUCUUUCAGCCCCCUGUGGGUAUCACUGUCUGACCAAAACAAAGGUCAACAUACAGGGCCAGGAGUUCCCAAAAGGCCGAUUAGCCUCAUGGCUGCCUUCACUGUUUGUACUUUCUCUGGAUGUGGGGUAGAGGAGGUUAGCAGAGGGCUCAAUCCUUUGACAUUGUGCAAUACCCUGACAUCAGUCUUGCAUGCCACCCCGGGCCACCCCGGGCCUCCACCCCCAUCAGGAUGGAUCUGAGAGCCUUUUUUCAGACACUGGUUAGACAGACCACCCUUGUAGUCCCUCCCUGUCAUGUUCUGAUAUUCGCGGUCACUCCCAGUGGUAGGAGAUUCGUGAAUGGGAGGAUGGUUCCCAGGACCAGUGAUAACCUGGAGGUUCAUUCACCCUGCAGCAAAAAUUAAAGGCACUUUUGUACUCAUGAAUUGGGGCACAUGUUUAUGUGGCAAUCAAGGACCAAGGGAAAAAGAAAAAAAAAAAAAGAAACAAGAAGGGCAUGACUUUUUUAAAGACAAAUGAAAAUUUCAUUUUCAGUAAUUCCAUGACACUAUUAAAUACUAUUUGGGGCUGAAUACAAAUUAAUUGUUUCCCACAAGAAGCUUUAUCACAAUAACUUCAUUUAUGCGGAAGAUCAAAUAUAACACUCACCAAUGCCACCAAAGACCUGACUCUUUGCUCAACAAACAGUGAAACAGGAGACUGGACAGAAAAAGACUGUCCCAUUUCGCCUCACUGAUCCCACACGGUAGCACCACAUCACAACUGGAUCACCUUUUGUCAUAAUUACGCAUAGACAGAAUAAUUUGGGGCAUGGUUUCUGUAGAGGAAAUGUGCCUGUAACUUCUGGGACUAAUUCUGCCAUUUCUAUACUGCUGGGAACUUGUAGGAUCUAAAAAUUCCGGAAGCUUCUUCUAUCGUUGCUAUCCUGGUGGCUACCUCUGGCGUCACUCAAGAGACGCUGAAAAACACCUGUAUGGCUGAAACUUCCAUUGCCCUCUCAUCUCGCCUUGAAUCUAAAAGAGAAUCGCCUCAGUGGUAAAUCAGUCAGAAGGUAUUUCCACCGGUGGACCGGUCUAAAAUUAAACACUUGUUAAAUGUCUUUACAUGGCACCCCUUAGUUUCCUAACCCAUUUUAACGUCUCCUAAUUUUUUGUGCGGUAAAGAAAAAAAAAAAAAGUAACGUGAAAUUUACCAUCUGAGUUGCCUAUGUGUGCCGCACAGUGUUAGCUAUAGGCACAGGGUGGUGUGACAGAUCUCUAGGAAUUUUCAUUUUGCAAAGACGACCCCUCUGGAACAGUAACUCCCCUCUCUCCUCUCCCCCUCAGUGCCUGGCAACUGCCUUUCUACUUUCUAAGAGAUUGACUACUUUAGAUACCUCAGAGAAAUGAAACCUGCCUUAUAUUUCUUAAGCAUAGUAUCCUGGAAAAUGUUUUCUUCAUCUGAAAAAUGGAUAGAGCCCUGAAGGAGAACUACUGGUCUUACCGUGUUGCUCACCUUCCCUAAUUUUAUUUAACAGUUAUUCCUUUAUGGUAUAAUAAAAAUGUCAUGAUCGA